AUGGAUAAUCCAGAAGUAGAUCUUGAUGACGAAGAUAUAACGAGUCAAAGAUUUGAUGUCACCCAGGUAGACUUUCGAUAUAUCCUGAUCCCGUAAUGACAACAUAGUUUUACGGGUUCAUUGAGGUUAUCAUCAGGUUGGAGUCGACAGUAUGAGAUUAGGCAGGGAAUUAAGAUGAGGCUAGGAUUAUAUAACGGAUUAAGGUUCUUUUGUGUCGAAGUCAAUAGUACCACUCUAUAUAUUGCCCUAGGAACAAAGCAAUACUCUGCGGUUCGAUUAAAGUGUAAAAUGGCCUUUACACUUAGGAUUAGCAUUAGGUUUAAGCGUUAGGAUUGGUGAUUAGGAUUGUAAGGAUUAAGAACAGUCUAAGGAUAUAUUGCAAAUUAAAUGUGUUUAUAAACGUGAUAAUCAUCCCACAGGUUGCAGCGAAACGAGAAGCAAGAAAAUACCCAACAGAUACAGACGGUCUAGGAUAUGAAACACCCAGCACAGCAGAGAACACCAUGGGUUAUACCAGCACAAAUGAAGCAGUUCCCAUGACAGUAUUUUAUCGAAAUGAUUCAUCUAAGAGACAUUUACCUGGAGGAAAAAAUUCCAUCAAAUCUCGACCGACCUUACAUCAGCUGAGAAAAAACUUUGAAAAAGAUGGAAAUAUUAACAGUGACACUGAAACGCAGGCUCAGGUAAACGUUUAUUGCCGGGUUUUUAAGUCGCAUUUGGUGAACGAGCCGCACUCAACUGCAGUACUUCCCCCACGGUGCACCAUAUAUGAUCAGCAUGCAUGCAUGGGUAACUUGUGAGUAUUUUGAUCACUCUCUAUAAGCCCACAUUUCUUGCCUGGGAAAAGGCUUUAAACUCUCCCCAUACUAUAGUCCUUGAAAUGUGACAUGAGGUCAUAUAUACAUUGUAAAAAAUCCAGUAGAGUAAACUCACUUUUCGGUAAGUUGAUUACUUUAUCGUGGGUUCAUUGUUGGUUACUACACUUGCAGUAUAAAAAAUUGAAGGGAUAGUAAAGUGGUUGAAGAAAAUGUGGAUAUACUUGAACAAUAAAAGGUAAAAAUGAAUAAAACAGUUAAUAAGCUCAGUUCAUUUUGAUUCAAUUUUAGACUCGAACACAAGGUGAUGAAGACGUUGAAGCUGCACCAAGAAGCAAACCGUUGAAAGCUCCAACGAAAUUCGGUUGGAUAAAAGGUGUAUUUGUGCCAUGUUUAUUAAAUAUCUGGGGUGUCAUGUUGUUUCUUCGCUUGACUUGGGUGGUUGGUCAGGCUGGGAUUGCCUUCUCAACGGUUAUUAUUUUGCUUUCUGCCUUCGUAACAACCUUGACUUCCAUUUCCAUGUCAGCUAUAUGUACCAAUGGACAAAUUAAAGGAGGUAUGACUUAAUAAGAACUUUAAAAUUACUUACAUAGAUUGUAGAACUGAAUAGUAGGUUCUCAGUUCUACCAACUGAAUUGAGGAGAGAAGGAAUGGCUGCCCCUGGCCCUUACAUGCACUUUUCAUAGUCAGCGCACUGCGCAUGAUUAUUAUCUUUAGAUUCACGAUAUCGAUCCCAUUUUUGUGACUCUAAAUCCGAUAAAAAAAACAUGCGAUUUAAAUCUUACUAUUUAACAAUGAAAUGUAGGAAACAUUCGGGCCUGGUGGUAGGCAAACGGACAAACGUUCGAGGAAGCAUUAGAAUUUCCAAGUGGGACAAUGUUUUUUAGAUUUCCCAGGCCCCAAGGCCAAGGCGUGACAAGAUUGAAGUCUCAUUGAUUAAUGAGAAGCAAAUUGUAUUCAGAGACAGAAUUAAUGUUUUGUUUUUAUGUUGCACAUAUAUUCAAGCGUAGAACAUAGCACUUUUUCUCAGCUAGUCUAAAAUGAUUUUUUUAAAUAUCUUUUCUUUGUGUUCAGGUGGAGCGUACUAUCUUAUCUCACGUAGUUUGGGUCCAGAAUUUGGUGGUUCUAUUGGUCUGGUCUUUUCAUUGGCAAAUGCAGUUGCUGUGGCAAUGUAUGUUGUCGGUUUUGCUGAAACUGUUGCAUACUUGUUGGUUGAAAAUGGUUCUGUGAUGAUAGAUUACAUCAAUGAUACUCGAAUAGUAGGUUUAGGUACAGUUGUGAUAUUGUUAGGUCUCACACUGGUUGGUUUGGAGUGGGUAUUAAAGGCACAAUUAGGCCUACUCUUUCUUCUCUUAUCUGCAAUGGUAAGCAUUAUUAUAGGAUUCUUUGUAGGUCCUCUCUCUUCUGAUGUAGAGUCAAAGGGUUUCAUUGGUGUGAGUUCCUCAGCGCUUAGUGAAAACUUUUCCCCCAGUUACACUGGAAAGGAGAAUUUCUUCUCUGUGUUUGCUGUGUUCUUCCCAGCAGCCACUGGCAUUCUUGCAGGAGUAAAUAUUUCAGGAGAUUUAAGAGAUGCACAAAAGGCGAUCCCCAAAGGAACAUUUCUUGCAAUCGGGAUAACUGGGGUGGUUUAUGUACUUCUGGGUAUAAUGGCUGGAUCUUGUGCUGUACGUGAUGCUACAGGAAUUGUUAAUGAGACGAUUACGUGUGCUAUGAUGGAGUGCAAGUAUGGAUUGAAUAACGAUUACCAGGUAAAGGUUUUUAAAUUGCUUAGCUGCUAAGUAUAUAAGAGUUAAUGCUUCCUGUAGGACUAAGGUAUAUAAACAAUAAAAGAAAAAAUCACUUUUGUUCACUGAAAACUGAAAAAUACUUGACAAGGACGUUUUCUCCUAUAGUAACAGGCCCUGACAAAAACAGGUAGUUUAAACAAUAAGCAGAACGGAUUGAUCUAUAGUACGCAGUAUGGCUGAAGUUAAUUUAGUUACGUUUAUGCCAUUCUUGUUCCCAGAGCAUCUUACGGCAACACAGGCAGCCUGUCAAGCCUUGAGAACGAUGAGGCGUUUAUGCUAAAGCAUGAUAACCCCUGGGUAACAUAUACCUUAUUGGAUAGACACUACUUUACCAACUACAAAUUCCAAUAUUAGCAUUUCCUGCUGAUUUAGCAUUUCCUUAUUUUCAAAGAUGAUGCAAAAGAUUUCAGUCUGGGCGCCAUUGGUCAUCAUUGGUAUUUUUGCUGCAACAUUAUCCUCUGCACUUGCCAGUUUGGUCGGAGCCCCUAAAGUUUUCCAAGCUGUUUGUCGAGAUGAAAUAUUUCCAUAUAUCACGUUUUUUGCCAAAGGAAGUGGACCUAAUGACGAACCACGAAGAGCCUACAUUCUUGUCUUCUUCAUUGCUGCUGGUUUCAUUGCAAUUGCUGAACUUAAUGUGAUUGCUCCAAUCAUUUCCAACUUUUUCCUAAUGUCGUAUGCUCUAAUCAAUUAUGCUGUGUUUGCAGCAUCUUUGGGUCGAUCACCAGGUUGGAGACCAUCGUUUAAAUAUUACAACAAAUGGGUUUCCUUAUUUGGAGCAUUGUUAUGUAUUGGUAUUAUGUUUCUUAUUGAAUGGUGGGCAGCUUUAGUUACAAUUGUCAUCAUUGGAGCUCUUUAUAAAUAUGUCUCGUAUAAAAAGCCUGAGGUAAGAGUAACCAACGUACUAAUCGAGUUAAGUGCUGCUCCGUAUAAUUUAUCUGUAUAACUUUGGCCUUAAUUAAGCAUAAUUUGGAGAUUAAUAUAUUAUUUCGGGAAAUAUUAAACAAUCCUUAUUAGAAGUUUCCGUAAGGACAAGUUCGACUGUAUCAUAGUUUCAUUUACGUAUAGAAUAUGUUAUCAUCUUUCAAUGCAAUUGACGGUAUACAUUUUUAUAACCUUUUAGAUGGUGUUUACAUUUAACAGUCCCGAUUUUUUACCAGAAUUUGGUAUUCUUCUGUAUUUCAGGUGAACUGGGGUUCCUCGACACAAGCAGUCACCUACCGUACAAUCCUGACCAUGAGUUACCAAUAUAAUUCCAUAGCGGAUCACGUGAAGAACUUUCGUCCCCAGUGCCUUGUCCUAUGUGAUUCACCUCACGAACAAAGUGAUUUGCUACAUUUGGUGUCGCAUGUAACAAAGAACAACGGUCUUAUGAUUUGUGGCCAAGUGAAGGAUGAAAGCUCUGUUAGUAAUCAACACGCUGAUUAUGAAAAGGCGAAUGCAUGGCUUCUUCAAAAUAAGAUCAAGGCAUUUCAUACCAUUUCUACAGGUAGAUCGAAACUAGCCCCAUUAAAGAGUAAAAUUGUCUGGCCUAAACCGAAAUGAAAUGCUGAAAUCCCAAAUGGACUGUAGAGUCUAGGACUCUACUGUCCAUUUGGGAUUUCAGGAAAGGGAUGAAAAAACAGUUUUUUAUUCAAUAAUUGAUUGAAUAAAUUCGCUACGGUUAGGACGAACCAGUGAGCUCUACAUAUAACUGGAGCGAGAACUCAAGUCCAAAAAGUGAAGCCAAGAUGGUGGAAAUUGAAGAGUUAUUGGACGUUAGUUCCAGUCUCUUUCAAUUGUUAUUGUCUGCGCGGUUAACACGAUACUGGCAAUGAGUGUGCCGAAAUUUGUAUUUUUAUAUCGAUUUAAAGCAUAACACACAGGUUUUAUGAACUGAUUACUUGUUUAGCGAUACGGUCCGGUCGAGAAAAACUGGGAAAAAUCGCUAUUGGACGCCAAUUUCCGUCAUCUUGGCUUCACUUUUCUCAUAGGACGAAUGACUGAAGUUCUUGCUCCAGAAAUAUAUAGAGAGCUCAUUGGCACCAUCUGACAGAACCAUCUGAAAUGACUUUGAACCACAUGACGACGACGUCACAACUUUAAACUAUCUUCACGUGCCACCAGACAGACCUUGUAUGUACAACCUGCUAAAUUUUACACCAUUGUGCAUCAUAAGCCGUAAAUUACGGGCUAAUACCACACGACAACCACCCGACAACGUAACAAACCAGUUAACAUUACAUCUGGCAAACAGUACACAAAAUAACCAGGGUGUUUUCAAUCGAGUGAGAUGCCAACAAAAUCUUGAUAUUUACCAAUAACCUAUUUACCAAUAACCUAAUAAUCUUGCCCGGUGUGGAUAUACACUCAGAGUAACAUCACAAGCAUCAUAUUCACCUGAGUACAUUACACCAACACAGAAAAAAUCUUUAUUGGUAUUAAAAUCUGUUUACUCCGUUAUUCUUUCCUAUUUAGCUCAUGAUCUCCGACUCGGUGUGAAGUGCUUACUUGAAUGUACAGGCCUUGGUAAGAUAAAACCCAACACUGUUUUCCUUGGCUUCAAAACAAACUGGCGAGAAUCAAUCCUGAAGGAACAACCAGAUGAUGGGAAUAAAUCUUUGGAAGAAACGAAAACAACGAAGAACUAUGUGAAUAUUAUUCAAAAUGCAUUUGAUCAUCAGUUUGGUGUGGCUAUCCUUAGAACCAAUUUUGAUAAAGAAAUGAAAAUUUUACGUAUUGUAAACGAGAAACGCGAAGGAACCAUUGAUGUCUGGUGGUUGUUUGAUGACGGUGGCCUCACUCUGCUUAUCCCGUAUUUGUUAAGUCAAUCUCGGUUUUGGAAGCAAUGUAAACUGCGAGUCUUUACUCCACAGGCGACAACGAAAGAAAGUUCUAUCAGUUCUAGUAAGAUUCGUAUGGUCAAUUUACUGAAAAUGUUCCGUAUCGAUGUUUCGUGUGUGGAAGAAUUUGACGGAUUAUACGACAAACCAAGUUUAGAGAACAUGCAAACAUUCAAAAAUCUGGCCGGGCAUUCUGUCGAGGGAGAACAUAAAAAGAGAAGCUUACGUCAUAUCCGGUUAGGUGAAUUACUAAGAGAACACAGUAAAGAUGCGAGUUUAAUUGUGAUGACGUUACCUGUGCCCAGUGAAGCAGUUGAACCUACGAUGUACAUGAGUUGGUUAGAGAUGAUGACUAAAGAUUUACCUCCUAUCUUGUUGAUUCGUGGUAACCACACCAACGUACUUACCUUCUAUACUUAGGACGAAAUAUAUUUAAAUAUUUUCAGAUUGAAAACACUUAAUUACAUACAUUAUUACUGUACUGGGGUCAUGUAAUCGAACAUACAUAGUUUACAAUAACUUAGUUAGUUUUAUAAUCUGUUAGUUUAUCAAUAUUACUUCCAAGUUUUUGGGAACACUUUAGUAUAUUAAAUGUAAGAGAAUAUCACCACUG
This is a messenger RNA of Paramuricea clavata, 6034 nucleotides long. NCBI's taxonomy places the organism in Eukaryota, Metazoa, Cnidaria, Anthozoa, Malacalcyonacea, Plexauridae. The record is from the annotation of a GenBank genome assembly.